Molecule: messenger RNA, 3914 nt
Organism: Gekko japonicus
Lineage: Eukaryota; Metazoa; Chordata; Lepidosauria; Squamata; Gekkonidae
Product: KIAA1614 ortholog
Exons: 10
Coding region: 63-3914 (1283 amino acids)
Biological process (GO): centrosome cycle; regulation of cellular localization; establishment or maintenance of cell polarity
Cellular component (GO): cell cortex; apical plasma membrane; nucleus
Molecular function (GO): protein kinase C binding
Source: RefSeq, a predicted model, not a curated record
GCCCUGUGCUGUGGAGAAGCCGGGCAUCCCAGUAUGGUCCCUGGCUGCCUGGACCCUGAAGCAUGGAGGGGAAUUUCUCUACUGAGAGAAGAAGGGCCAUGAAGAAUAUCAAGCAAUGUGCCAGAAAUAUCCCUAGACUUAAACAACCCCCCGAGAGCCCUGAGGGCCCCCACAGCGCCCCCAUCAAUGGGCCGUCCUGGGUUCCGGUUCGGCUCUCAGGGGAUACCAGCCGGGGCACUUCUGUUCUGGUGUCCAAGGUGAAGGCUUUGAAGGAGAAGAAGGGUGCCCUUAACAAGCAGGGGGACCUGGUGCCCCAGGAACGGGCUUCUCCCAAGAAGGCCAAGGCUCGUAAAGGGAAGCCACCACCGACAGAGCCCGCCCCUCAGGACAUGUUAGUGGAACCACAGUCUCAGAUCCGCACCUACUUGACGGACGGGCUGCUGGACAGCACUCCCUACCCGCAUCUUGGGCCAGACGAAGUCCAGGAGGGGGGGAUGCCUCCAAGCUCGUGUGUGAACGAGACUGCCGCUCCGAAGGGGCCCAGGGCUGCGGGAGGAGGAGCCAACAGUGCCGGCCGGACUUCACCCCAGGAGCUCCAGAGACUGCCUGGGAGGAACGCUCUCGAAAAUAAGGUCUCUUCAGGAAACGUGGCAAGAAAAAUAUCCCAAAAUGGACUGUGUGGAGCCGGUUCCUCAAAGGACCUUCCCUUUGACCGGGAGCCUUCUGAGGAAGCGAAUGGUAAAGAAGACCACCGAUUUCGGGCUAUGGAUUCUGGGAGCAGUUCUUUCCCCUACGGAAAUGACACCUGCGGAGUGGCAACAACUGGGCGGCUUUGGAGAGCCGAGAGCUGGGACAGUCUCGGCAGCGGCGGAAGCAACGCAAGCAGCUUGUCACUGGCUGAGAGAGUGGAGAGAAACCGGGCUAUUCUGCAGGAGAUGCUGAGUGUGCCGGUGCAUAACAGCCCUCAUCCUUCCCAGGAAGGGCAUUCCCUGCUCUGGCACAAGAAGGAAACCCCAGUCCUUGGGAAUGAGAGGCCCGGUAAUGAGAUCCUGGCAAACGACGUAGACGGGGACUCUGGUGUGUCCUUGCAGGACUUGGAAGGCUUCCGGGCCUUUGUUCCCGACCAGGAGCUGGAGCUGAGCCCCCGGCAUGAGCAGGCCAAGCAACUGCUGCAGAGAGCGCGCAUGAAGGCCCGGACGAACCCCCUCCGAGCCAACCACAGCAUCUUGCCCGCUGCACCCCAGGAAAGGAGGGAUGCCUGUGGGUUUGCUGCCGUGGACACAAGGAACUUUGCCUUGAAGGAUGGAGACUCCCAUGCUAGCGGGAACCUAAGUGAUUCAUCUAGCGGGGACUCUAGCUGCGGUCAGCAGGGGAAGCGGGGGCCAUCACCCUCCCGAGUCCGCUUCGAGGAUGAGUCUGCGCGGGACGCUGAGGUCCGCUACUUGGAACGCCUGCAGCAGCGCCAGAAGCGGGUCUUAGACUCAGUCCUCUUAUCUCUUGGACAGGGCCCGCUUGCCUCCAAACCAGACCUUUCAGAUUAUAUAAAUGGCGACCUCCAACGGAAGCAGAACGAAGAACAGCCAAACACUCAGCAAAGCAUCAGGGGGCGCUCUGAGAAGGGAAAACCUCUUAUGGUCAACAUGGAAGGAAAAUGCAGUGCCUGUGGCUCUUACAUCACCAAUGCGGCAGCCAAUCAGAACCCAGAUGCCAGAGUCAACUCAGCUGGGAACGUCAUGCCUCAAACCUGCAACAUCCCUCAAGAAAGCAAAAAUCUUUCCCAGGCCCAUGAAAGCAAAGAGCUCAGUGCGUGCCAAGAGGACUCGCGAACAAGGACUCUGGGUCCCAAAGGAACCCCACUGUGGAUCCUUCCUUCUCGGCAGCGUGUUUACACGGAACGUAUCAGGGAAACUUAUAUUGGAGAAGUGACUUGCAUAGACGAUGUAGAUUCGGCUCUAGACAGCACCACUGAUACGUCAGAUAGCUACAGGACAGACAGUGAAGAGGCCGGGACCAACAGCUGCCGGAUGGUGGACAAAAAUAACUGUCGUGGUAGUUCCUGUCCUGAUCCUAAGGUUUCUUGUCCUUCAGAGAAGGGCAGGAGGGCUGACUGGGAGAGGCACAGGGUGAAUGGCGUCUGCAGUGCCAGUGGGGUGAAGAUCUGGGAUACCGGGCCCAGAAUUAGUCGCGUGGAGAUCCAUUCAACUGCUAAUGAGACGUGCAGCUGUAACUUUAAGGGGGCUUCUGAGGUAAGAGGACAGGUGACCACGAGGGCGGCCAAUGGGGUGGAAGCCUUUCCUAGAGUUGACCGGCCUGUGGAUCAGUUUCAGCUGACCAAGAAAGGCCAGGGCCAAGGACACACCAGGACAGCCAAGGCUCAGCUGAGGCAGCCCACGCCUGCCGUCCACUCCCAGCAGGUGCCUUCCCAGUUGGACCCUGACGGUGUGACGGAUUCUUUGAAUGGGAAACCAGCGGAAAGCUCUGAUCGUGCUCCUCGGCCAACCAACAACUUAAGCCAAACCGCACAGAUAACAGGCCAGUCACAGCAAUUAGCAAAGCACACGGCUGCCGGCUACAACCUAGUGAACCGGGUACCUGCACCCCCUAGCACUGGGAAAGCCCUCUCGUCCCCUUUGCCUUACAGAAGGGCUGUCUUGACAGGCCCCUACGAGCCUGCCGGUCAGGAUCCUGGGCUCAUGGACUCAGCCAAAAAACCGUCAGUUCACUCUGCUUCCCCCAGUAGUUUCCAGGAACAACGUGUGCCUGGGCUGCAGGAGCAGUGCGACGUGCAGCCGGGUCCCAAGAGGCUCUCCAAGGGUCACCUGCUGGCCUUGUCCACCAAUAAUUGCAAUAACACACAGGCCAAGGGUCAGCCGGAAGCCUCGGUCACUUCUGCAGGAGAAAACGGUGAGGCGCAUAUCCAGGACAUCCAGAAGCUAGACAAGAACAAAGGUCUGCUAUCCUCAUCGUGUGCCGUUCCCCCUGCUACUCCCAACGCCAUCAGUUCCACGGCCAUCGCUCUCUCCCUGACAGCUGAGGAGGCCAAUUCCGCCAUCUCCACGCAGUCACAUGGCAGGGAAGUUCCAAAAGCGGAGGCACAGAAGACCAAACCAGUACGACCAAAUGCAGUCCCGGGCAAACCCUUAGAAACCUACCCAGAGCCAAAUAAGAAGCCGUUUGCCAAGAAAGGGGGCACCGCUACCCCCUCCUCCUCCACGUCUGGGCUGAAGAAAUUCUUCACCUCCUUGAGCCAGAGCACCAAGCAGCGGCUGGGCAGGUUCCGCUGCUACAGCAUGGAACAGAUCUCUGCCUUGGGGGGAGAUGCUCCAGCGGUGCCCGAAGAAGCAGGUGCAGGCGCCACGAGCUCCCCCAAAAUGAAGAAAGCCCCUUCUCUGCAGUCCUUGCGGCUGGUGUCACCCUUCAACCAACCACGGAAAUCCUCUUCUGUUCAAAACCUGCAUUCCCUGUUGGGCAAGACUGACCGGUCCAGCCUCUACCAGCUGGGGGAACCAAAGGAUGGAACGUCUGUGCCGGACAGGAAAGCGGGUGCUCAUCCCAGGCGUUCCCUCAGUGUAGAAGACAUUGGCUCCCCCAACUUGCUAAGGACUGUUGGACGAGUAGUGGAGGUCUUCCCCGAUGGAACCAGCCAACUAGAACUGCAGCGACUCCCACAGGGUACUUUCGGAUUCCGUGUCUCCUCUGGAAACGGGCGCCCUGAUACAGGCCUCUACGUGCAGGAGAUGGCAGACGCGAGCACGGCUAAGCUCUACGCUGGCCUCCUGGGAGUUGGGGAUGAGAUCCUGGAGCUGAACGGUGCCAAGGUUGCUGGACUGGGCCUGGCCCACAUCAACGAGCAGCUCUUGUGGGCGGACACCCUCUCGGUCCGAGUGCUGAGGCAGCGGCCUGUUCGGCGGUAG